AUGAAGGUCAAUUAUGGAUUCUCCAGAGGUUCUGCAAAACAAAAAGGGUCGUCGGGGUGUCCCGGCAACGCCUCCUCCGACGAUCAACUACCACCUUGGCUGCUUUGGAAGCAUCCCCCUAGCUUUGAGCUUCCGUUGUUACCGCCGCCCCCACUGUUGGCGCGUAAGGUAGGCGAUGGCAACUCAGAUGAGCCUCCGCAGCCACCCUGUCAUGUGGCUGCACAGUUGGCGGGAGCCUUCUUUGAGUUUUCGCUGUUACCCAUUAAUGUGUUAACAGGAAUCAAUAAGAUAGAGAAUGAGGCUCAGAAGGAGAAAUCGGUAGCAGAAGAUCCUGAGAGCAAGGAAGUGGAGAUGGAUGAUUGGUUGUUUGAAUUUGCUCAGCUUUUUCGCACUCAUGUUGGCAUUGACCCAGAUGCUCAUAUUGACUUGCAUGAGCUGGGGAUGGAGCUCUGUUCUGAGGCACUUGAGGAGACGGUUACAAGUGAAGAAGCACAAGGUCUUUUUGACAAGGCUGCUGCUAAGUUCCAGGAGGUAGCUGCUUUGGCUUUCUUCAAUUGGGGAAAUGUUCAUAUGUGUGCAGCAAGGAAACGCAUUCCCUUAGAUGAAUCUGCUGGAAAGGAGGUAGUGGCAGCACAACUUCAUGUGGCUUAUGACUGGGUUAAGGGAAGAUAUUCUCUGGCCAGAGAGAAGUAUGAGGAGGCACUCCUGAUUAAACCGGACUUUUAUGAGGGGUUGCUGGCUCUUGGGCAGAAGCAAUUUGAAAUGGCCAAACUUCAUUGGUCAUUUGCACUUGCCAAGAAGAUGGAUCUUUCUAGUUGGGAUUCUGCCGAAACUCUUAAACUUUUUGACAGUGCAGAGGAAAAGAUGAAGGCUGCAACCGAGAUGUGGGAGAAGCUGGAGGAGCAGAGAGCAAAUGAGCUAAAAGAUCCAAGUGCAAGUAAGAAGGAAGAGUUAUUGAAAAGAAGGAAGAAACAAGGAAGUAAUGCUGAAGGUGAGCCCUCUAGCCUUGGCAGUCAGGGUGAAAUUUCAGCAGAUGAAGCAGCAGAACAAGCAGCUGUGAUGAGAUCACAGAUACAUCUCUUCUGGGGUAACGUGCUUUUUGAGCGAUCCCAAGUUGAAUGCAAAUUGGGGAUGGGUGGUUGGAAGGAAAACCUAGAUGCUGCUGUUGAGCGCUUUAAGCUUGCUGGAGCUUCUGAGGCUGACAUUUCGACAGUUCUGAAGAACCACUGCUCUAAUGGAGAUGCAGUUGAAAGGGAUGAGAAAAAGGUUGUGAUUGAUGAAGCUAAGAAUGAAGUAGUUGAUCAAGCCCAAUGA
This is a messenger RNA of Alnus glutinosa, 1314 nucleotides long. RefSeq names its product protein CLMP1-like. The transcript has 3 exons. Bases 1 to 1314 code for a protein of 437 amino acids. Lineage: Eukaryota; Viridiplantae; Streptophyta; Magnoliopsida; Fagales; Betulaceae. Gene Ontology annotation, molecular function: protein binding. The record is from RefSeq and is a predicted model, not a curated record.